UGUUUUCAAUUCACUGUAUUGUGAAAUCGUCAUAGCAUAGAGUGCAGAACGAGAUCAAUGUUGUUAGACGACGUCACGUCAACGACGAAUCGCGCUCACAUUACAACGUUCGGGUGAUUUGAUGUGUUUAUAUGGAUUUGUUCCACGACAAGUGAACAGUGGGAAGUGCUUUGGUGGACCGGGAGAAGAAGAAUUGAAAAAAUGACGGCUAAAACCGCUACCAGUAUUUUAUUAGAGUUUUGUACUCAGGAAAAAGUCGCACCCCCGCAAUAUGAACCCGUUAUUCAUGGUAGCAAUCCAAGUGAAUUCGUAAUGCUUGUCAAAGCAUUCAAUUUGAUUGCCAAAGGUUCCGGGCGCACAAAAAAAGAAGCCAAGCAUGCGGCUAGCCAACAACUCAUCGAGGGUUUGUCUCGUACUGACAAGUACAAAAACAAACUCAAUAUCGAUCCGCUCCCACCACCACCACCACCGCCGCCGCCUGGAACAAAGGACAAUUAUUUUGGGGCAAUUUUAAGCUUAUGCAUGAAACAUGAAUUACAGCAACCCGUUAUUGAAGAGAUAUCGGUAACAGGUGAAGGAAGCCAUAAGCCGGAAUUUACAUAUCGCUGCAAAUUGGGAACCAAUGAAACCUAUGGUGUUGCCGCAACGAAGAAGGAGGCUAAACGCAUCGCCUCAGAGGAAAUGUUAAAAAAAUUGGAAGCUCAACUGGAAAGGGAGGAUUCUACAUCGUGUGAUUCCAGCUCGAUUUGUAGCAAUGAAGUGGUACCGAAUGUCCUUCCGCUCAUGAAUUUGCCAACUGUUGAAGAGGUUUUGGCGGAGUAUCGUCGCUUGAAGAAGCCAUAUCUUCAGCCUGUUGUCGAUGGGCUGCGCUAUCGCAAGAAUUUCUUCAUGAAUUUGCCGGCAGGAGACAGGCGAAUGGCGCAACAGGUGCUUACCAAUCGUUCGGAUGUGGUAAGCGCCAAAGAAAUGGUUGACCAAACUUGCAAAGUACUCAACCUAAAAUAUGAAAUUAAACCAAUGAAAACGCCACCCAAUUAUUUGCGAUUUUGUUUGAUUGACACCAAAUAUGAUUGUGUUUUCAUCGAACAUUCGAACAAAUUGUUCAGCAGAAUCGUCGAAUAUUUUAAAACAAUGCUGAAAAUGCAAAAUUUAGCAGAAAAACGAGAGCGCAUCAAUGAAAUGAACAACAACUUUUAAUUUUCCAUACAUUUAUUCCAGUUUUAUCAACUGCCAAAAUCAUUUUCCAGCAUUUUUGUUUAAAUGACAGUCCAUAUACGAAGUUAUGUUGGCAAUACAUGGCUGUCUUUGUAUUCAAUGACGAUAUAGAAUGAAAUACACUUAUAGAUACACGAUAUGUUUCAUGAAGUAAGUGUCUCGUUGGUUAUCUCAUUCAUAGAUUGGCCAUUUCAAUUCACACUCAAAACUUAUUGUUAAUUCAAAAAUCGACUCAACCAUUCGAUACGUUCCUUACAAAGGAGAUUAAAUCAAACGAUCACAUUGAAUAAUAUGGUCCAAUGAACGUGAAAUGUGUGCGACGUGCGAGCGUGUCACUUAGUUCGAAUAACAAAAUUAACCAUCAUUUUCCAUCAUUUUCCAGCGAUAUAUUUUCCAUCAUUAAUUGUUAGAUUUUAUAUCGUUUUGAUUCGCAACUUUUUCGAGUUGCAUUUCCAUUUGCAUGCAUAAUCUAUUUUAUUUUAAUUAAAUUUGCCAUAUUGAGCACUAAAUGAGCACUAACUAUAACCCAACAUCAAUUCUUAUAUCAAAAUCUAAAGAGCUAUCUCGUGCGAUUAAGUAGAAAAAUUGAAUUUCCAAAGACUUGGGCCAAGUGACUUGUGGCUAAGAAAAUAAUAAACUGUUAAAGCACAUUGAAUUCUGAGCUAAAAUUGGUUAUUGAUAUAUUUUAUAGUGUUUAAAAAAAAAUGAAGAAAAAAAUGUCAAUUUUGAUUUUCUGACAUAUCAAGCGAAUUUUAUUAUACGAAGACAAAAUAAAGAGAUUUGAUUUUCAUUUGAAGAGACAGCAA
Molecule: messenger RNA, 2021 nt
Organism: Sitodiplosis mosellana (orange wheat blossom midge)
Lineage: Eukaryota; Metazoa; Arthropoda; Insecta; Diptera; Cecidomyiidae
Exons: 3
Coding region: 202-1197 (331 amino acids)
Source: RefSeq, a predicted model, not a curated record